UGAGGGAUAGUGCUGAAUACAAAAUCAACAGCAUUGGAGUUAUUAUGACAACAGAAACCAGUUUCGCGCCAAGUCCGUCCUACUUUAUGUGCCGCGUGGUGUUCCCCUCAGAGAGUGGUGCGAAGUCUUGGCUAGCUCCAGACGAGAUCUGCUGGCGGGAAAUCGUCGAGUAUCGGACUUCUGACAGGAACGACAACUCUGUGCUUUAUCUACAACUCCUGUUCAUGGACAAACCAAAUCGAUUCCAGGAACUCGUUGUCAAGCACUUCAGAGCUUCAGACGAUAUAAUGGAAAUAACACCUCAAAUAUUUUCAAACACAAUUGAGGAUAAAGAACAGUUUGCAGCGGCUGUGUCCAUCAAACUGAACCACAGAGGUUUGUUGGUGCUAUGCUGCCGUCCACGUACUGAAAGGAUACCAGUACUGCCAUCUGGUGGGAACAUCGUAUCCAAGUUAAAUGAAUCUAUUCAGCUGGAUUUCCCCAGUCAAGCAUUCAGUAAACCUGGAAAUGUUAUUCUUGCGGUUGAUGAAGUCUCAAAAGUGCCCCAGACAGACCACAUUUUAUCUCUGUCACAUUUCUUCAACGUGAGGCAUUCCUCUGGCUCCGAUCCCGUCAAAGAUGUCACAGUGACCUUGCCGACCCCUGAUGGUUUUAAAGGUGAUGGCGAAGUGGUAAUAAUGUCAAGGUCGGGGUCACCAGCUUAUAAUGAUGACAGUGAUGGUAACGAUGGUGAUGGUGAAUAUUGGCAAGAAAAGGCGAAAUGGAAGAUAAUGGAUGUGCAGCCUCGGGUUGCGGGGAAAAGUGUUUCAUUCAAAACAAGUAAACUUGGCUUAACAUCCCCAGUGGAAGUUGAAAAGUGGGCCACAAAGACGAACAUUAUAACUGAUACUGCACGAAGAUACGUCAAGCGAUCUCACCAAGUGAUUUGUUUCAUGGCAGUCGGGAAGUGUCUAAAAUACAACACGUUUGAUAUCGUCAUAGAAUGCUUACACCCUACUCAGUGUUCUCGUAGACUGGACGAAUGGGCGAAAGAUGACUAUAAGAAGCUGAGAGUCAGCGGUGAUUUCCAUGCUCGGCAGGCUUCGAAAUUCCGUUUUCACUUACACGGGAAUCUCAGCAGUGUGUACACGUUACAGGAUCUUUCCCUGGACAUGUUUCCAGGACAGGCCAGCCACCAGAGCCUCAUUCUGAAGGUCAAAGACGUGAGCGAGGCUCCAACAGGAAAUGUAGCCAUCUUGAAGCAAGGUAAUGACGGGUUGAGACUGAUCACUCAUCUCCCGUUAUUCCUACAGGAACAGCUCCUGUGUGGGACGUCAGACAACACAUUGGCGACAGAUUUUGAUUUUAAUUUGUCUGUAGAUUACAAUGACAAUCCACAGGCUUGUGCAAUUUCGGUUGAUCGUAGUCUAGACAAUAACGAUAACCUCAAAGAUGUUGAAGAGCUGGCGACGUCAUUAACAUUGGCAACUAGCCAAGAUGACUCAGCGCCACCACGUGCUCCCACUGUUGAUUUAACAGAAGCAGACGAUAACACUAAACAUUCAGAAACGUCUGAACCAAGAGAUGGUUCGGAUGAUCUGCAGACUCUAUUCGACUUCAGCGAUAGAAGAACAUUGUUGAGCGCACAGAUGCUACCAGAAACGGCUCUGUCUAGUAAUGCAAACAGCAGCAAAGGCAGUGUUGAAGUUUUACCCAGUACCAAGACGAAUUUACCAAAUAACAUAAAUAACAACAAGAGCCACGAUGUCGAAGUUUUACCCAGUUUCGCGACGUCUUUUCCUAGUAAUGUGGACAACAACACUGUCCAUGGCACCGAAGUGUCACCGUCCUUUAAUACAACCGUAAGCAGUAACAACAACAACAACAACAACACAAACAAUGGUAGUGAGCUACCCAGUUCCACGACAUUCCUUCCACUUCAUUAUGAUGAUGAUGAUGAUGGCGGUGUACGGAAGGUAACAAAUGAUGCGUCAUUCAAGCGAGAAAUAGUUCUCUGGCUGUCGCAGGUGAUCAUUGAUGUCUGGUGGAAAGUGGGCAUCUACCUGGGAUUCUCAAACCAGUUCCUUACAGAGUACGAUCAUCGACUACACACUGGACCUCUGGAAAAGUCAAAACUGCUCUUAACGGGAUAUUUCCAACAGACUGAACACCAAGAGGACCUGGGUCUGAGAAAACUAGUGGACACCUUACACAACGUGCACAAGAGUGACGGCAUUAACUGCAUCAUCGAACAUCUACAGGCAUAUCAGCAGAUAAUAAAAAGAAGGAAUAACGACGAUCAUCAUAACAGUAGCCGUUUUUCCAGAUGGGUUGUAUCUCAGGAAAUAUCAAAGGCUACUUUGUUUCAACAGUUUGAUAUGCCAGCUCCUAUAUCAGAUGAAUUUCUAGUUAAUCUCGUUUUGAGGCUGGAACCAAACUUUCUGCUCGGCAUCAAACUUGGUUUGACACACGCGGAAACAGAACAUAUUCGUCAAGAUUCUUCGUGUAUUGGUUUGGAGUAUAAGAUGUUUACGAUGUUGGUCAAAUGCAGACAGAAACAGGGCAACAAAGUUAGCUUCUUUAACAGCCUUCUACAGACACUUAAAGAGCUGGAGCUAAACGAAACCAAAGAGUGGAUCAUGGAAUACACUAAGAAAUGGUCGGAUAAUGUUUCGGGAAUACAAAAGGGCUUUGCCAGACAGCUAUUGGACAUUGUUCGAAGAUAUAGUGAAUAAAAUGCGGACCAGUAGUAACAUAAAAUCACCAAAAUUAAAACACAUAAAGUCAUACUACAAACUCCACCCAAUAGCCGAUGUGUAUUCUUGUCCUGGGGUGUCGUUAAUAAUUAAUUCACUCUAAACUGUGUUUUGUGAAAAUACUAUUUUGUCACAAAUUACAAAAAAGAAAGGAAUGGUUGUUUAAUAAUGCAGCACGUUCGGACGUGAGAGAAUACACCUAUAGCCAUAGAGGUACAUUCUUUAUUAAAAUCUACGUUUCGUAUGUGGAAUUAUAGAGAACUGUGCAUGUUUUAAACCAUGACUAGAAAGGGAGCAAGUACAUUGUCAACGAGUCUAAAGAGUUUCGAAAUCGUCUUAUAAAGAGCAAAUCUCUGUAAAGAUACUGGAGACGUCAAAUAUACAUGUGCCAUUCAAGUAUGUGUGUGCGUGUGCGUUUUGUGUAUUUCUAAGAUUGCGGUUUCUCUGUGACGUUGUGCACGGUAUUGUUACGUUAAAACCGUUGAUAAAAUAGGCAGUUUUUAAGCGUUUUAAUUGUGUGUGCGUGCGUGCGUGCAUUCGAGGGUGUGUAUGUUUGUGUCUGUCUGUGUGUCUAUUUAGUGCCUUUCCUUUUCACACACUCUCAGCUCUGUGUUUCAUAAUAUAGGCAGCGACUCAAAAUUCACAAGAAAAGUUGCAAAUCUUAGAACCAGGCAUGUACUCUACUUCGAUCUUCUAAUGUCGUGUUUCAACGAGGCAUAACGAAUUUCUACCAAGCUAAAAUAUUAGACGUAUGUCUCAAGUGAAAAUUACGCACAUGCAUAGACAUCCACCAGUACAUUCAUGUUCAUGGAAAUUGACCAUCAACACAAGGCAUAAGACAGAAAUACUAGUCCGGGAAAUUAGAUGUCCGUUUAUUAUACUCUGCAAUUUGCACGAGCUGCCAGAAAGACACGAGAAGAAAAGUGAGGUUUUUGCAGUCUUCCCUCCUAGUGUGAUGGAUAAGUGUACGAGUCUCUUAACAUUAUUGUGGGUUCAAAUCUCCAUGUCAAAAAAUAUUUUUAAGUUUGAGUAUCAACUUCUUUUUUUUUUACGUCAUAGACUUGUGGA
Messenger RNA from Gigantopelta aegis, 3803 nucleotides. RefSeq lists its product as uncharacterized. The coding region runs from base 45 to 2714 and encodes 889 amino acids. The transcript has 10 exons. Lineage: Eukaryota; Metazoa; Mollusca; Gastropoda; Neomphalida; Peltospiridae. The record is from RefSeq and is a predicted model, not a curated record.